AUGAAAGUCCUCUACUUGCUGGGUAUCACUGUGGCGGCGUCCUCCUCGCUGGAGGAUGAAGUAGCCAUGCUGCGCGCCGAGGUGAAAGCACAACAACAGAUGGCGCAGGAGCAGCAAGCCUUGAUCAAGGAACUGCUGGAGGAGGUCCAGCCCAGGCAGCUGCAGACCUAUGCCACCUCCGCAGAGCUGGCUACACAGGUGGCAGCCCUGCAGGCCACUGACUACAGCCUGGGUGGCGCGUUGGACUCAGCCUGGAUGUGCCUCUGCGGGGCCCUGGUGAUGUUCAUGCAUGCCGGCUUCGGUAUGUUGGAGACUGGCUCCUGCCGUGCCAAGAACGCUUCGAACGUCUUGAUGAAGAACUUGGUGAACGUUUGCGUGGGCACCCUGGGAUGGUGGCUCUUUGGCUGGGCCUUUGCCUAUGGCUCAGCGGGUGUGUCUUCAGGGGGGAAUGGCUUCAUCGGAUGGCAUGGUUUCGCUGGAUUCGACUUCUACACACAGGACACGACCACCGGCAUCAUCACACCUGCCACUUGCACCAGUGACGGAUGCCAAAGCACUAUGUUGAGCUGGUUCUUCCAGUGGGCCUUCUGCACAGCUGCUGCCACCAUCGUGAGUGGCGCUGUGGCGGAACGUGUGAAGAGCCCCACCUACGCCAUCUUCGCCUUCCUGAUGGCCAGCUUCAUCUACCCAGUUGUCGUGGCCUGGACCUGGGGUGGCGGCUGGCUGGCGACCAUCCUGGAUGUCGGCUACAUGGAUUUUGCUGGUAGCGGCGUUGUACACUUGACCGGUGGCGUGGCAGGUUUGGCGGGCACCAUCGUGUUGGGUCCUCGCAAAGGGCGUUUCACCAACCCCGAGGAGUUUGAGACCCACAAUCUUCCGCUCGUGGUGCUCGGCACCUUCGCGCUGUGGUUCGGCUGGUAUGGCUUCAACCCUGGCAGCACCCUGGCUAUGCACGACUACGCGACCGGUGCCAUGGCGGCUCAGGUGGCGAUGAACACCACACUGUCAGCAGCCACUGGCGGCAUCACCGUCUUCAUCUUGGCUUAUGUCAUCACCAAGAAAUACGACGUGGGUGGCCUGUGCAAUGGCAUCCUGGCAGGUUUGGUUUCCAUCACUGCGGGCUGUGGCAACAUGGAGUGCGGUAGCGCUGUUGCCACCGGCUUCGUAGGCGGCCUGGUGUACCAAGGAUCCUCCUUGCUCCUUCAGAAAAUGAAAAUCGAUGACCCGGUGGAUGCUGCGCCGGUACACGGCUUCUGUGGCAUUUGGGGGGUCUUAGCCUGCGGACUUUUCGACUGGGGCAAGGGCUUUGAUCAUUACCACGGCUGGAGUGGCUUUGGUUGCAUGAUGAACACCGCUGGCACUGCCUGCCAGACAGGCUAUGGCGGCUCCGCCAUCGGGGCCCAAUUUAUCCUGUGCAUCAUGGUGAUUCUGUGGUCGGGCUGCCUGUCUGCCAUCAUCUUCUUGCUGCUGAAACUCACAGGUACCCUUCGCAUUAGCGAAGAGGUGGAGGCUGUGGGCAUGGACGAGCAUCACCACUCGCCCCCAAAGGCCUACUCCCUCCCUGGCGUGAACGCCGCGUCGCCGCAGAAGGGAGUGAUGCAGGUGGUGCCCGGUGCACCGCCAGCCGAUGGACCCAAGGAUGCCUGGGCAUCUGGGGGCCAAAAUCAGGUCUUGGCCGUGGCAUCAGAAGUGGAGCUUCUGAGAGAACUUCAGAAGUUUCUCAAGGUGAGAUCCCUGGAGAUGCGCGUAGCGGCGAUUUCGUUGCUGUUUCUUACAGUCAGGGCGCCCAUGGGAUGGCUUCCCUCGGGAACCGAGCUGAAGCGAGCUGACGAAGACACGGGCUUUCCUGGGCACCCAAAAAUCUGGGCCAUAGGGACCGAGCUCGGUGACCUCACCCAUGAGGUGGUUGAGCUCCAGAAGGAGCUGGCUGCCCAAAAGGUGAUCUUGGAGGAUCAGGAGCACCGUUUCGAGCAGCUGGAAGCGAGCUCUUCCAGACGACUGCAGACUGCUUACCUCACGACUGCAACGUUCAACACGAAAGUGAGCACCAUCGAGUCGUCCUUGAAAGGGCUCUUUGGGGCAUUGGACUCGGCAUGGUUGUGCCUGUGUGGAGCACUGGUCAUGUUUAUGCAUGCGGGCUUUGCCAUGUUGGAGACGGGAUGCUGCCGGGCCAAGAAUGCUUCCAACGUGUUGAUGAAGAACUUGGUGAACGUGUGUGCAGGGACCUUGGGUUGGUGGAGCUUUGGUUGGGCUUUCGCCUAUGGCUCUGCCUCAACCAACGGUUUCAUCGGAUGGCAUGGAUUCUUUGGCUUCGACAUGUACACCUACGAUAGCCGCACUGGAAACAUUACACCAGUUGAUUGCCAGUAUGACAAUGCAGGCGGCUGCCAAAGCCAAAUGCUGAGCUGGUUUUUUCAGUGGGCCUUCUGCACUGCCGCUGCCACCAUUGUGAGCGGCGCUGUUGCCGAGCGAGUAAAGAGUCCUACCUACGCAGUGUUCGCCUUCUUCAUGACUAGCUUCAUCUACCCAGUGGUUGUCGCAUGGACCUGGGGCGGUGGUUGGAUUAGCACACUCUUUGAUGUCGGUGUCAUGGAUUUUGCUGGCAGUGGCAUCGUCCACCUGACCGGUGGCGUCGCGGGGCUGAUGGGAACCAUCAUCCUGAAGCCACGUAAGGGGCGCUUCGAGAACCCCGAAGAGUUCGAAGCCCACAACCUGCCCUUUGUGGUGCUGGGCACCUUUGCGCUGUGGUUCGGCUGGUAUGGCUUCAACCCCGGCAGCACCCUGGGCAUGCACGACUCUGCGACCGGUGCCUUGGCGGCUCAGGUCGCGAUGAACACCACCAUAUCGGCCGCCACUGGUGGCAUCACCGUCUUCGUGCUGCGGUACUUCGUCACCAAGAAAUACGACGUGGGUGGCCUGUGCAAUGGCAUCCUGGCAGGCCUGGUUUCCAUCACGGCGGGCUGCGCCAAUAUGGAGUGUGGCAGCGCCUUUGCUGCGGGCCUGAUCGGUGCUUUCGUCUACCAGGGUUCCUCCAUGCUCUUGGUGAAGCUGAAGAUCGAUGAUCCCGUCGAUGCUAGUCCUGUGCAUGGCUUCUGCGGCGCCUGGGGCGUGCUGGCCGCGGCCUUUUUCGACUGGGGCAAGGGCGUGGACUACUUCAACGGCAGUGGUUGGAGCUGUAAGACCCCCGAGGGCAGUACCGCCUGCAUCGAGGGCAUUGGGGGCACCAUGAUCGGAUCCAACAUGAUUCUCAUCCUCAUGGUCUGCCUGUGGUCCGGGGUGCUGAGCGGCUCCGCCUUCUGCAUCCUGAAAUGCACCGGUUUGCUGCGUAUCAGCGAGGAGGUCGAGGACACGGGCAUGGACUCCCACCAUCAUUCGCCGCCCAAGGCCUACGCCUUCCCCAACGUGGUGGCGCCCGAAGUCAACGCGCCCCCCAAACCUGCGCCGGUGGAGCCCGAGCGCGACGUCGAAGGCUAUGCUCACAACGAGGUCUAAGAUUGGUCCAACAUUUGACCCCAAGAAAUGAACGCAGCGUAUCAAACCGGGUCCGCGGCAGGUCCAACCCGGCAAAGUUCUGGGAAGAUCGGACCGCAGAUUUCGCAGUGUUCCGGGUGGCCACAAGGGACGAGUGGAUCUCGGAAAGAUAAUUGGAAGAAUCAUUC
This is a messenger RNA of Cladocopium goreaui, 3659 nucleotides long. The record is from the annotation of a GenBank genome assembly. Lineage: Eukaryota; Dinophyceae; Suessiales; Symbiodiniaceae.